Helianthus annuus (common sunflower) is the source of this 1332-nucleotide messenger RNA. RefSeq names its product glycine-rich cell wall structural protein-like. NCBI's taxonomy places the organism in Eukaryota, Viridiplantae, Streptophyta, Magnoliopsida, Asterales, Asteraceae. The transcript has 3 exons. The coding region runs from base 1 to 1332 and encodes 443 amino acids. The record is from RefSeq and is a predicted model, not a curated record.
AUGGGUAAUUGGAAAGUUGUUGUUAGUGUUUUCGUCGUCUUCUUUUGCAUUGGCAUUUGUUCAGCCGCUAGAUCACUUUUUAAUUAUGAAAGUGGUGGUGGUGGAGGUGAACAUGUAAUGCCAGGGUAUGGUUUGUAUGGAGGUGGUGGAGGGAGUGGCGGUGGUAGUGGGUUUGAAGGAGGGUCUGGUGGUGGUGGGGGACACGGUGGUGGAGUUGGAUUUGCCGGUGGAUAUGAAUAUGUUCCUAGUCAUGGAGGAGGUGGUGUUGGCUAUGGAGAAAAUGGUGGUGGGUAUGGAGGCGGUAGAGGGAGUGGAGGUGGUAGUGGUGGUUCCUAUGGAGGUGGUAGGGAGCAUGGAGGUUAUGGUGGAGGUGUAGGAGGUGGUAGCGGUGGUGGUGGUGGUGGUGGGGAGCAUGGAGGAGGUUAUGGUGGAGGUGGAGGAGGUGGUAGCGGUGGUGGUAGUGGUGGAUAUUAUGAAGGUGGUGGGCAGCAUGAAGGUAGUUAUGGCGGAGGUAUAGGAGGUGGUAGUGGUGGUGGGGAGCAUGCAGGAGGUUAUGGCGGAGGCACAGGAGGUGGUAGCGGUGGUGGCGUAAGAGGUGGUAGCGGUGAGGGUGGUGGUGAUGGUGGUGGUGGGGAACAUGGAGGAGGUUAUGGCAGAGGUGCAGGAGGUGGUAGCGGUUUUGGUAGUGGUGGAUACCAUGGAGGUGGUGGGGAACACGCAGGAGGUUAUGGUAGAGGGGAAGGAGGUGGAGGUGGAGGUGGAAGUGGUGGCACUGGCAGCGGUGGUAGUGUUGGAUGCCAUGGCGGUGGUGUAGAUCUUGUAAGAGGUUAUGGUGGAGGGGCAUGGGGUGGUAACAGUGAUGGGGAGCAUGCUGGAGGUUACGGUGGAGGCGUAGGAGGUGGUAACGGUCAUGGGUAUGGAGCCGGGGGUGAGAACGGUGGUGGGUAUGGUGGUGGCGGUGGAGGUGGAGGUGGACACGGUGGUGGAGUUGGGGGAGCCGGAGGAGGUGGGUAUGGAAGUGGUGGUGGAGAAGGUGGUGGUGCAGGCGGGGCAUAUGGCGGUGGUGCAUACGGGGGAGGAGGAGGUGGUGGUGGGUCUGGAGGUGGAGGUGGAGGAGGGAGUGGUGGAUACUAUGGUGGUGGCGGGGAGCAUGGGGGAGGUUAUGGUGGAGGUGCAGGAGGUGGUAGCGGUGGUGGUAGCGGUGGAUACAAUGGAGGUGGUGGGGAGCAUGCAGGAGGUUAUGGUGGAGGAGGUGGCGGCGGUGGUGGUAGUGGUGGAUACUCUGGAGGUGGUGGGGGGACGUUGACUCAAGCAACUGAAACUACAACCUGA